GUACGGCGGGCAUCUCUGCCCGUGUUUUGGAUCACGGUCUCGACAUGACGCUGGAGCCACGUCUGUGUGUGCUGACCCCCUGACCCUCUCAGGAUGUUGAAGACGGAACCAUCGGGGGAGCGGACCCUGCGCAGUGCCUCCCCACACCGUAAUGCCUACCGCACCGAGUUCCAGGCCCUGAAGAAGGCCUUCGACCAACCGCAUUGCGAUGGAGAGCCCAAGCCCAAGGAGCCCAGGCAGAGGGGCCGGCAGUAUGGGGCCCACGUCAGCCGCAUCAAGGACAUGUUCAUGCAGAUGGGCUCAGAGAACACGGCUGCCAAGGCCAGGGGCCGCGAAGAAGCGUCACCUCAAAAAAUAGCAAAGCCUACAAACUUUAUUAACAAGACUGAUGGGUCAGUAGUCAAACUCCAGCACUCCUCCUCCUCCGACCGCAUCGGCGCAGCUGGGAACAAGUUCUCUGAAACCAGGAGGCUGUUUGAGCAGCAAUCCAGGGACCAGUCGCAGUCCCCCGUCUUCCCCUAUGGCCGGGACAAGAGAGGGUCCCACGAGCACCUAGACGAAUGGAGAGGAGCGCGCUCCAAUCGGGGCAGCCAGGACUCUUUGGACUCUUUGUGCUCCAGGACGGAUGCCGCUUCGCCCACCGUCAGCCAGCUCAGCGCUGUCUUUGAGAACCACAGCCAGGCCCAGGUCAGUUACCGCAGCCCGGGCAGGAGAGCUCUCUACUCCCCUGAUGGGCUCCAUAGACAGGGUGAGCUCAGCGAGGAGGACUCCCGGCUCUCCCCAGUGUGCGGGACAUACCGGAACAGACUGGGGGGGAAGUUUCCCCCUUCACUAUCUGCAGAUGACCUCCUUAGUCACAGUCCUGCUGCAGAAACUUCUCAGGAGGUCCGAGCCAAAGACAAACCACACCACUCUGGCGCUGCCAAACAUCUCUACGAGGCUACUUCCAAUGGGGGACAGGUCAACGGCUCUUAUGAGGAAGAUCACAAACACAGUGAGGAUCUCGACAUAGUGAAACCUUUAGAGGACAAACCUGACAAAGACGUCGACAAAGCAACAAGCCUUGAGCCAAGUCUGGUACCACCGACCAACACAGGUGGAGCUAAAGAGGAGGCAGAGGAGGACGAGUACAGUGGCCCGCGAGUGGUGUACACGGCAGAUGGGGAUGCGUGUCUUCAAGGCUGGGGCGAGAGCUGUACCGACGCAGAGGACGACCUGUAUGGAGACGAAGACCAGGACUACGUCUAUGACCCAGGGUCCAGCCUGUUGGAGAUCCCUGGUCUCCCUCCAGAGACUUUAGAAGAGAUUCCACCUAAGAGGAAGAUCAGCUUCAGCACUGCACCAAUCACAGUCUUCAGUACUUACUCCAAUGAGGACUACGACCGUAGGAACGAGGAGGUGGACCCGGUGGCCUCGUCAGCAGAGUAUGAGCUGGAGAAGAGGGUGGAGAAGCUGGAAUUGUUCCCUGUGGAGCUGGAGAAAGAUGAGGACGGCCUGGGCAUCAGCAUCAUUGGGAUGGGAGUCGGUGCUGACGCAGGACUAGAGAAACUGGGCAUCUUUGUGAAAACAGUGAUCGAAGGAGGAGCAGCCGAGAGGGAUGGGAGGAUUAAGGUGAAUGACCAGAUCGUGGAGGUGGAUGGGACCAGUCUGGUGGGGGUCACUCAGAGCUUUGCCGCCUCUGUCCUCCGGAACACGUCAGGAAUUGUGCGGUUUGUGAUUGGCAGGGAGCGUCCUGGGCAGCAGAGUGAAGUAGCCACACUGAUCCAGCAGACUUUGGAACAGGAGCGGAGGCAGAGGGAGCUGUUGGAGCAGCAGUAUACCCAAUACGACGCCGACGAUGAUGAGCAGACCGGAGAGUACGCCACAGACGACGAGGACACAGGGAUCACAGCACAAGGACAGAAGGGCAUCGAGGUUUUUGACCUCCCAGAGUCUGAGGACAUCCUGUCUCUUGCUGACCUGGAUGCCAACAAGCUCUACCAGAAGUUCAGAGAGCUGCAGAUCAAACACACAGUGACCGAGGCCGAGAUCCAGAAGCUGAAGAACAAGUUAGCAUCAGUGGAGCGUGAGAAGCAGCGCUGGGAGAAGGAGAAGAGCCAGCUGAAGGCCAGCAUCGAGGAGAACAAGGAGAGGAUGCUGAAGCUGGAGAGCUACUGGAUUGAAGCUCAAACGCUGUGUCACACAGUCAAUGAACAUCUGAAGGAGGCCCAGGCCCAGUACCAGGCCCUGGAGAAGAAGUACAGCAAGGCCAAGAAGCUCAUCAAGGACUACCAGCAGAAGGAGGUUGAGCUGCUGCAAAAGGAGGAUGCAGAGCGCAGAAGACUGGAGGAAGCUGAGAAGGCUCACCUGGCUGAGAUCCAGGGUCUACAAAUCCGGAUAUCCACUCUUGAGUCAGAGUUGAUGCAGCUAAUGAAGCAGAACGGUCUGCAGGUUAACAAUAACAACAGUAACAUGUCAGAGAGGCAGGUGGCACAGAGCAGCCCGAGACCACAACCCUCAGAGAUGGAGGGCUCGCCUGUUCAGAGAUGGCUGUGCAAAAGGGUCAGAGACAGCAUCAGCUCUACAGAGGGAGAGGUGUCAGAGGGAGCAGGGAGUCCAGCCCACAGUCACGGUGGCUCUGUGUGCAGUGGAGCACCCUGUGAAGGGGUCAUAUGCAGAGGCCUGGAGAACACUGCCAGGAGCCACGGGAGCAUAGAGGGGUCCCCUAGAAGGACUACUCCCCCUAAAGGCAGCACAGGAGGGCAAUGCUCUCUAAAAAGGUCCAGCCCCUGUCGAGGAGUGGAGGAUCUUCAGGCUCUGAAGCCUGGGUCAUCUCCCCGAAAAACUAAAGUACUCGGAAACAGGUCCACAGAUUCCUCUGCAGAGGACAGCCCAGGAAAACUCAAGGCUAAGGGCCCAUCUCUCAGUGAAGACCUGAGUGGCAGCAGCAGCAGCUCGGUGGAGAUCAGCGGUGUCAGAGGCGGGGCUAGGCUGAGCCCCUCCACUCUGGCCUUGUCUUCAGACGAGAGUCUGGACAUGAUCGAUGAUGAGGUCCUGGAUGAGACCCAGCUGUUCCAACAGUACCAGCUACAGAGCCGCAGUGUUCCAGACUGGACUCCUGAUCAUGUGGCCCUCUGGCUCACAGGCCUUGGACUGGAACUCCAUAUCCCACAAUUCACUGCCAAGGACAUUGACGGACAACAGCUACUGCAGCUGGACAGCACUGACCUCAAGGCUCUGGGGCUGAGCUCAUCCCAGGACCGCACUCUGAUGAAGAAAAAGAUCAAGGAGCUCAAAGUUCUGGUUGAGAAAACCCGAUGGAACCAUGAUCAAGAACAUCCGAGAGAGACACGGCGGAGAGACACGGAAGACACGGAGUGAGGGGCCAGCACCACCUGCUGACUAAACCUACAACCAUGCUCAGGGGGCACUGGUCCCUGAGGGACACCAGCCUGCCCUGCCAGUGAGGAGGGAUAUCUACUGGAGGGGCAUUGCCUGGUGUAAGAGAUCGAAGAGGUUUGAGAGGCUACUCAUCGGCCCUCUCUGAAUCUCCUGGUCUUAGCCAUAUGACAAGGAACUAUUUAUUCACGGUUUAUUUAACAACAAAAUGGAAUCUUCAAAAAAAAAAAAAAAAAAAAAAAAAAAACCCUCCAAAAUCUUCUUCUGUGCCAUUUUGAGAAAGGUCUGUUUGUGAACCAAAUCUUCAUGUAAACAUCAGCCUUUGGGAUUGCCCAUACCACCUCCUUGAGCUGCUGCAGAAUGUCUCGUUUCUCUUUCCUCACUGUCUUCUCCUUGAUUCCUCUCCUCAUCCCUCAAGCGACUG
Messenger RNA from Periophthalmus magnuspinnatus, 3802 nucleotides. RefSeq names its product protein phosphatase 1, regulatory subunit 9A (gene ppp1r9a). The coding region runs from base 94 to 3360 and encodes 1088 amino acids. The transcript is spliced from 20 exons. Gene Ontology annotation, cellular component: postsynaptic density; dendrite; actin cytoskeleton. NCBI's taxonomy places the organism in Eukaryota, Metazoa, Chordata, Actinopteri, Gobiiformes, Gobiidae. Gene Ontology annotation, biological process: calcium-mediated signaling; neuron projection development; actin filament organization. Gene Ontology annotation, molecular function: actin filament binding. The record is from RefSeq and is a predicted model, not a curated record.